AUUCUGAUACUCCAAAAUACAGAGAAAAAGAACUUCAAGAAUCUCCAUUACUUGCUUAUAAUGUUUCAAAUCUGAAAUUAAAAUUUCCCUUCUAACUUCAAAAAAAAGAAAAGCAUCCUGCCUAUUGAUGUUCACAAGUUUCUUUAGUUCAAACUUCAAAGGCAAUACUAAUUCUCUUACUCUAUUCAUGUUUGAUGUCAUUUCAGAAUAUAAUACUUCUAUCAGUCAACAGGUAGAUGAAGUCUACAUGAAUCUGGCGUUUUGUUUAAAUGAAAGCUUGAGACACUCAAUGCACAUAGAAUCAUAGGGAAAUCUCUUGUAAGAUAUGGGAUGUUCUCAAUCAAGGCUGGAUGAUGAAGAAGCAGUUCAGCUCUUAAAACACAGAAAGCUCCCUGCAAAAAGUGUCAGCUGCUCUUCAUAAUUACAUUGAAGAAGAUCACGAACCUCAAGGGUUCUUCCAUUCAUUCACACCCGACACAACCGUAGAGUUUGUCCCCAGUCCAGUGGCAAUGAAGGUGAACUACCUAAGGCCAAGUGGCGACCCUGUAGUUUCAGUUGAAGAGAGGAUUCAAUCUCCUGAGAUGGUUCAAGUUGAAGCGUAUUCUCCAAUGUACAAGUUUGGUAUUGAUGGUUUAUCUGCUAUGAAUUCUCCAUUCUAUUCUUAUUAUUCUCCCAAUAAUAGACCAAAUCUUCCUCCCCCAUCACCUCAAGCUUCCCAGUGGGAUUUCUACUGGAACCCAUUUUCAUCAUUGGACUACUAUGGCUACCCCACUGGAAGUAACCUUGACCCAGUACUUACGGAUGAUGAGACCAGAGAAGAAGAGGCAAUACCUGACUUGGAAGAGGACGAAACUGAACCAGAUGAGUUUACUAGGAACAGAUUAUUUGCAGAAGAAAGAACAAAUUUCGGUAUCAAUUCCGCCAUGGAAACCACAGUUGACGAAGUUUAUGAUGAUGGUGGUGGUGAUGAUGAUGUUGAUGAAGAUAAAGUCGACUGCUCAGACAAAGGCCAGGGCAGAGCAAGUUUAGAUGUGUCAAAUGCUCUAAGUACAGGUCGUGUUGAAACUAGACAAAAGAUGAUGGAGAUUAAUGAUCAAGAUGGUAAUGAAGAAACUUCAGGUUUUCCUGUCUAUAUGGACCGAAGGCCCACAAGCAUGGCAGAAGUGAUCUGGGAUCUGGGAUCCCAAUUCAAAGUAGUCUGCAACGCAGCAAAUGAUGUAUCACAAUUGUUACAGGGUGAGAAAGAUCAGUAUUUAUUGACAUCUAAUGAUCUGUCAGGUUUUUUUUGGUUGGGAAGAGUGCAAUUUAUAUAUAAUGCCACCCUCUUCAUGUUUGAACACUUACAGUAUAUUUGUUAAACUGAGCAAGAAAGUAGUAAAAAUGUAACUGC
This is a messenger RNA of Neltuma alba, 1390 nucleotides long. RefSeq lists its product as uncharacterized. NCBI's taxonomy places the organism in Eukaryota, Viridiplantae, Streptophyta, Magnoliopsida, Fabales, Fabaceae. The transcript has a single exon. The record is from RefSeq and is a predicted model, not a curated record. The coding region runs from base 510 to 1358 and encodes 282 amino acids.